ACCAAAAAUUCCUUUCCUUCGUCGUCUUCGCCAAAACCAUCAAUGGCGAAAUUCCUCCCUCUAUGAAAUCCCAAAACCCCUUAAUCAUGUCGUCCGCGCUCUCAACCCUCUUCUCUAAAACCCCAAUCAAGCUCUCCCCAUCUCAAAUUUCCCCUCGAUUUCAUCACAGCGAUACCCCAUUCCCGCCAACAUAUUCACCACUAACCAAAAAGGCGAAACCUUUGAACAAACUCCAGAUUUCCCACAGCUUCCACGGCUCAUUCAAGAAAUCUAUUAAUGGGUUUCCACUAAAUAAAAGUGGAUUUUCGGUAAAAGCUCAAAAUGAAGAGACGGAUUCAGAUAUUCGUGGAGAAAGCAGUAUGCCUGAAAAAUUCAGAUAUUUGACUAAAGAAGCUUCAGAUAAACCUGCUAGAUGGCCCUUUCUCACUGUGCUGGCGUUCUUGCUGUACUCGUGGAGAGCCGUAUUGUGGGAACUUACGAACUGGAGAAAGGCUCUCGGGGCUCUAACUUGGUUCCUGGGAUACGUCUCGAAACUGGCAUUGGCCUUCGUAUCCCAUUUUGCCGGAGAUCCCCUCACCUCCACUAUUCGCCUAGCGGGGACAGCAUUCUACAGUAUCCGAUCCUUCUACUCCGGUGUAGUCGCAUAUGCUCCGAUCCCGGAUCUGACACUGAUCAUCACGCUGACAUCCGCUGUCCUCGCCGUUGCUGAGACCGCCUCCCCUGACUCCGUGAACAGCCAGCUCUCUCUGCUCACCCUCGCAGGCCUGAUCGGCUUCGCUGCUGUCCGAAGCUACGUCACCGAGCUCGUCUUCUGGACGUUACUCGUGGGUGUGUUCUGUUUCGCUAGGUUCGUGAAGAGGAGGGAUUAUGUGUCGUCGGCUUUGCCCCUUGCCGCGGUUCUGGCUGCUGUAGGGGAGCCGUGGGUGAGGAUCGCCGCGAUGGGCUCCUACUUGGCCUUGGCUGUCCUCCACCACGCCGGGAACUUGGGGGACGAUGUGCGCACCCGGGCGAUAGAAAGGGUGCCGACUCCACUGCUGCUCGCUGCGUUGGCGAUAGGCGUUCGAGUCGCUGCGAGAUGGGCGGGGUCCCGGCAUUUGACAUGGAUGAUUGUUUAGGUCUUGGUGAAUCAGCCAGAACCUCAUAGCCCAUAGGGACAGGUAAAUGGUUAGGGAAUUUUUGAGAAAAUAGAAAAAGUAUUUUCUUCAGUUUGUAUCUUAAUAUUUGGUUCCAAUUUUGUAGAGAAGUGUAGUAAUUUCAAUGUUUCAACUUUCAAAUU
Molecule: messenger RNA, 1276 nt
Organism: Salvia splendens (bonfire salvia)
Lineage: Eukaryota; Viridiplantae; Streptophyta; Magnoliopsida; Lamiales; Lamiaceae
Exons: 2
Coding region: 63-1115 (350 amino acids)
Source: RefSeq, a predicted model, not a curated record